This is a messenger RNA of Mollisia scopiformis, 834 nucleotides long. Its product is annotated as 3-carboxy-cis,cis-mucoante lactonizing enzyme. The transcript is spliced from 2 exons. The annotation marks the transcript as partial. Lineage: Eukaryota; Fungi; Ascomycota; Leotiomycetes; Helotiales; Mollisiaceae. The record is from RefSeq and is a predicted model, not a curated record. Gene Ontology annotation, molecular function: 6-phosphogluconolactonase activity; protein binding.
ACCUCCGCCUUCGUGCUCCCAAGCCAUUCGUCUCCCUACUCCGUCUAUACGGGCUCAUGGCCAGGGCCCAACGCAUGCGGGAUGGCAAUUUCCACCUUACCCGACGGAACCCUUUCGAAUGUGUCACAGUCAUGGAAAUAUGGUUCCAAAUCAGCUAUUCAUGGCAUGACAUUUGGACGAAACCUAUAUUCCGCAGAUCUGAGCGGCGAUGUGUUAUGGACUCACAAAGUUAACUCCAACGGAACCGUGGAGGCAGUUGCUUCGUAUCCCAUGCCCGAAGCUGGUAUGCAUCCUCGCCAUAUUGCCGCGCAUCCUAAUGGGAAUUAUGUUUACGUUGUGAUGGAGGCUGGGAAUGAGGUUGUGGCAUAUUCUGUGAAUAGUACUACAGGGAUCAUUGAGACCGAUGUUGGUACUUAUUCGUUGAUUCCUAAUCGAAACGCACUCAAGGACUACUGGUCUGCGGAAGUGAUGAUAUCCCCAAGCACCAAACUCCUUUGGGCCACAGCUCGAGCCAUGCAAGACAGUAACAACACGGGCUUCAUUUCUUGUUUCAAUCUUGACCUAGGUGGCAACAUUACCGACCAGAUUUUCAGGCUGCCUACUACCACCACAGGAGGGAUUGCGAAUGCGGUCAGUCCAGCGAGUUGGAGUGACGAGUUUAUGGCCCUGACAGAUGUGCCGAGGGGUUAUGUGCAGAUUUGGCAGUUGGUGAAGGGAACUGACGUAGCACCAGGCAUGGUGCAGGGUAGAGAUGGUUGGACGAGUGCGAAUAUGGUGGCGCAGGUUGAUAUCAAGGAUGGUGGGUGCUGUGCAAAUGCGAUUUGGUACGAUUGA